Messenger RNA from Saxophila tyrrhenica, 801 nucleotides. RefSeq lists its product as uncharacterized. The record is from RefSeq and is a predicted model, not a curated record. Lineage: Eukaryota; Fungi; Ascomycota; Dothideomycetes; Mycosphaerellales; Extremaceae. Gene Ontology annotation, molecular function: oxidoreductase activity, acting on NAD(P)H, oxygen as acceptor. The transcript has a single exon. Gene Ontology annotation, cellular component: intracellular anatomical structure. The coding region runs from base 1 to 801 and encodes 266 amino acids.
AUGCCCAUCCCCGUCCCCAAGCCCGAGCACCUGCUCGACCUCCUCUCCAUGAAAGGCAAAGUCGUCCUCGUCACCGGCGCCUCCGGCCCCCGCGGCAUGGGCAUCGAAGCCGCCCGCGGCCUCGCCGAAAUGGGCGCCUCCGUCGCCAUCACCUACGCCUCUCGCCCCCAGGGCGGCGAGAAGAACGCCCAGGAGCUGGCCGAGCAGUACGGCGUCAAGGCCAAGGCGUACAAGUGCCAGGUCGACAAGUACGAGUCCGUCGAGCAGCUGGUCAAGGACGUCGUCAAGGACUUUGGCAAGAUCGACGCCAUGGUUGCGAAUGCGGGCGCGACGGCGGAUAGUGGGAUUCUGGACGGGACCGUCGAGGCGUGGAAUCAUGUGAUCGAUGUUGAUCUCAACGGGACGUUCAACUGCGCCAAAGCUGUCGGCCAUCUGUUCAAGGAGCAAGGACACGGUUCCCUCGUCAUCACGUCCAGCAUGAGCGGGCAUAUCGCCAACUACCCGCAGGAGCAGACGAGCUACAACGUCGCCAAAGCCGGCUGCAUCCACAUGGCCAAGUCGCUGGCGAACGAGUGGAGGGACUUUGCGCGCGUCAACAGCAUCUCGCCCGGUUACAUUGACACUGGGUUGAGCGACUUCGUGGACAAGGAGACGCAGAAUUUGUGGAUGAGCAUGAUUCCGAUGGGCAGGAAUGGUGAUGCGAAGGAGUUGAAGGGGGCGUAUGUGUACUUCUGCUCGGACGCCAGCACGUACUGCACGGGCGCGGAUCUGUUGAUUGAUGGCGGAUACACCUGCAGGUAG